Osmerus eperlanus (European smelt) is the source of this 3599-nucleotide messenger RNA. RefSeq names its product DnaJ (Hsp40) homolog, subfamily C, member 27 (gene dnajc27). Gene Ontology annotation, molecular function: GTPase activity; GTP binding. Gene Ontology annotation, biological process: phagosome-lysosome fusion. Gene Ontology annotation, cellular component: lysosome; phagocytic vesicle; late endosome. The transcript is spliced from 7 exons. NCBI's taxonomy places the organism in Eukaryota, Metazoa, Chordata, Actinopteri, Osmeriformes, Osmeridae. The coding region runs from base 627 to 1448 and encodes 273 amino acids. The record is from RefSeq and is a predicted model, not a curated record.
UCUACAAGCCAUUAAUUUGUCCGCAUCUCUCUAAUUUGUGGCAAGCCGUUUUUAUUGAUCUAAAAAGUAACUAUCGGGUAACUUUAAUUGUUGAGAUAGAUCAAAUCCAAGCCAAAAAUAUUAUAGCCUACAGUCUCUGUGUGUGCACACAUUGGCUACCGUGGUUUACGGAAAUAGGGAAUCUGCGGUUGAGAAUCAAAAAUAAACAAACGAAGAAACGUCAACCAGCAACCGGCUAAUUUAGGUAGCCACUAGCUAGCUAGCUAUUUUGUUUUUACUGCGUUCAGCCAAAUGCCAUAAAUUGAGGUGACACUCGCCAAGUCGUUUACCAGCAGCUGUAGCUACAUUAUUUACUAAAACGUGAAGGGUGACUACAUUAGAAACGUAUAGUAUAUUCUUUGCAAUGGAGUGGUAGCUAGACGAGGGCGUGAUAAGAAUUUGCUGCUAGCCACACACAGUCAUUAAAACCUCUUGAACAAGCAUCAGUGGCAUCGUUUUGGAAUGUAAAUACGGUUUGAACUGGCCAAGAUUAGCUAGCUAUUCAGCUAGGCUAAGUUCUAAGGCAACAACAACACGGUUACAAUAUCGCACUGUUUACUGACGACUAACGUAGCCCGAAUCGAAAGAUGGACUCAAAUGUGCAGAAGAGACGGGAAAACAAGAAAUCAUUGCGUGUAAAGGUGAUCAGCCUUGGCAACGCUGAGGUGGGGAAGAGCUGCAUCAUCAAACGUUACUGCGAGAAGAGAUUUGUGCCCAAAUAUCUGGCCACCAUCGGAAUUGACUACGGUGUUACUAAAGUCCAAGUUCGAGACCGUGAGAUCAAGGUGAACAUCUUUGACAUGGCUGGACACCCUUUUUUUUAUGAGGUCCGUAAUGAGUUCUAUAAGGACUCCCAGGGUGUGGUGCUGGUGUAUGAUGUUGGUCUCAGAGAGAGCUUUGAUGCUCUGGACAGCUGGCUGGGGGAGAUGAAACAGGAAAUGGGAUCCCAGGCCAACAUGGAGAGCAUCGUAUUCGUAGUCUGUGCCAACAAGGUGGACCUGACCAAGCGACGGGUGGUUGACGAGGGGGAGGGCAGGCUGUGGGCGGAGUCUCGGGGGUUCCACUACUUUGAAACGUCAGCCCAGAGUGGAGAGGGCAUCAGUGACAUGUUUCAGUCGUUUUUCUCCUCCAUUACUGACAUGUGUGAGAAUGGAGGAAAGCGUCCGGUGGCUGAGGUCAGUGUGGGCUUCACCAAGGAGCAAGCCGACACCAUCCGCCGCAUACGCAACAGCAAAGACUCCUGGGACAUGCUGGGGGUCAAACCUGGAGCCACACGGGAAGAGGUUAACAAGGCGUACAGGAAGCUAGCCGUGUUGCUGCAUCCUGACAAGUGUGUGGCACCAGGAAGUGAGGAUGCAUUUAAGGCAGUGGUGAACGCUCGCACCUCCCUGCUGAAGAAUAUCAAGUAGACACGCCGCUUCCACUGUGGACAACCCAGAGACUCUUGACUACCCCCCUCUCCCCCUCCCUCCUCACGUACUUGCCCCUCCCCCCACUGACUGACCUCUCCCUUUACUGACUGGCCAAGAGCCCCACCUAACCACCUGCUUCCCUUAUCGACAGAGCCCCACUAUCUCACUCACUUCCAUGCAUAUGUUAUGCAUGCACUGCUGUGCCCCUCCAACUCCAAAUGAGCCCCAUCAGACCUCACUGGCAUUACCGGCCUUACAACCGCACCCCCAACCCCCUUGCCCUCAAAGUUGCCAGUUCAGCAUUUAUUUAAAAGUCCCCAUUUUAUGUGCCACUUUUAUUAGUAAGCUAUUUUCAGCCUACUUGUUUAUUUAUAACAUUUUGCAAUCCCACUGCGACUGAGUGGAUUGUAAGUAUGUGUGAAGAACGUGUGUGUGUAACAGAUUUCUGGCUGUGCGUUUACCUGUCCACAGACACUGGAGUUUCAUGGUGUGGGGCAUCUUGCCUUCGGUUUACGGUGAAAGUAGUGGUAUGGAUUAGUUACCCUUAACCUACACACAUAGGUUGAGAUGGUAACCUACAUGCUAGCCUGCAUGCUAGCCCGCAUGCUAGCCCGCAUGCUAGCCCGCAUGCUAGCCCGCAUGCUAGCCCGCAUGCUAGCCCGCAUGCUAGCCCGCAUGCUAGCCCGCAUGCUAGCCCACAUGCUAGCCCACAUGCUAGCCCACAUGCUAGCCCACAUGCUAGCCCACUUGUCCUCUCAUUCCUCAGGUCCAUUUUGAUUUGAUGUGUUUAAGCUUAAUUAAAAAAGAAAGGGAAACACUGAAAUGCAUUAACCACAGAACAGAUUAUAUACAGUGAAGUGCAUCAGUUAGGAUCCAGUAAACUCACAGGCCUAUACACUUCAGGAGAGUGUAUGUGGUAAAGACACUGACCCAUCCUAGCUAGCUUGAACAGACCAGAACUCACUUAGCCAAAUAUGUUUUAAUAGUUACACAUGGCCUCGCUAUCAUUUACACUGGAAUGAACAGCUGUGUUUCCGUUGAUCCAUGAUGGAUGAAUACUUACUGUGUUUCAAAAUUGUUUGUCAUGUAUAACCACGUUUACCUUGUGUUCCUGAUCUGCAUCAGUGAUGAACAUCAUGUAAUGUUCAUACCAAGCCGCCAUCAAACAUAUUCUGAAACGCCAGUUCAAAGCACGUGAUUGGUUGAUGCACCUUAGGCAUCAGCUAUGCCAACCAUGCCAGUCCAGUUUACAACAACUAGGACAAUGAUGAUGAUGAAGAUUGUCGGUCCUGGUUAAUUAUUGGGUUUGUGCCAAGCUGUCUUCAGACUAAGACAGAAGUAAUCUAAGACACGACAAGGUUCCACCCACUUUUAUCACUGGAACAAAGCACUGACGUGUGGCAUGGAGGUUCCAUACUAUUUCUAUUUUUAUAUCAACACCAGAAAGAGAGAAGAUAUUUAAUCUAAUAUCAAGUGGUACUUAACAGAUGCGUGAUGAUGAUUCUACUUUCCUGUGUACUGUAUGACGUGAACUAUAUCCUUUUAAGAUGUUUAUUUAUUGUAUGCACAUAUCUAUGUUUAUGUUUUAUAUUUACCUGUUAUACUAUUUUGUAAGAUGGUAGUGAGGUUGAAGAUUGUGGUGCAUGUUUUGAACAAGGCAGGACAGGCGCAAGUCCAGCAAAGAGGAUGAAAAGUAGCAGUGCUAUGAAAGGCUUAGCAUUAUUCAUCCUCAGUGAAGGGAGAGCUCUAAGCUGAGACUGAUUGUUAAGCCAGUUUGUUUAGGUCAUAAGUCAAACCCAUCAUAAAUGGCCUUCAAACCAAACACACAUUGACUGACACACACGCACACGCACACACACACACACCCUCAGGGAGUAGUAAAGAGGGUGUCAAAUGACUUACUGAGUUUUACACUGAAAUGAAACAUGCCACUUUUAAGUGACACACCACUUAGAUGGGACUGAUCGCCUGAGUAUCAUGUGUGCACAUGGACCUUUGGUGUGUGUGUGUGUGUGUGUAUUGCCUCACGAGACCGUAUUGCUCCAACAGUUCUACUCAAUGUGUUUGCCUGAAACUUCCAAGUAAAAUGUGCAUGUGCAAGUUGAUUCAUUUUCAAAUAAAACAAAGUUUAAAUAUAUGUUUAGGUUG